This is a messenger RNA of Nannochloropsis gaditana CCMP526, 817 nucleotides long. RefSeq lists its product as uncharacterized. The transcript has a single exon. The annotation marks the transcript as partial. The record is from RefSeq and is a predicted model, not a curated record.
GCAAAGGCCUCAGCCAAUGGCAACAGUUUUGACAUCUACGGUCGAGUUCCCCCCAAGGAGCCAAGAUACAAUUUUCAAUGCAGCGCCUGUGCUCGUAGCGUCAGUGUUUUGCGCUACGCCCCACAUUUAGACAAGUGUUUGGGAAAAAAUAAGUCUGGCCGAAGUGCCGGAUCUCAACGGAAAUCAGCAAAUGGUAUCUCGGGCUACGGCAACGGCACCGAUAGCAAGGACCCUGUUGCUGCUGCCGUUGCGGCCUCCGCGGCUUCCGCGCUCAUAAAGAAGAAAAAGCGGAAGCGUAAUUUUAAUUCACACCCGGACGUGGCCUCAUACAUUUUUCCAGUUGGACCCAUAGUACUGCGCCUGCGCGUCGAUGCGGACGGGAGGGCAGUGCGCGUACUCUCUCCCCAUGAGAUAGCAGUGGUUGGGCUAAUCACGGCGCCCUCGGUGCCCGCGCUAGGGGAAGAAAAAAAGCCCCCAAAAGCCAUGACAACGAAGAAGCAGCAGCAGGAGAAGAACGUGAAGAAGAGUAAGGGAAAAGAGGAAUUUUCACGGGGCCUCAUCCCCAAAGAGAUUGAUGUCAUCCCCUCCCCGGCACCCAUGAGCGCGGCUGUCUUGCCUCAAGCUGGCGCUUCACGUGAUCCUCCUUUUCGGAUUGACCAAGGCCAAAGCCAUUCAUGUCCACCGCAGUACGUACAGAGAUCACCUUCAAUAGUACAGACGCAAUACAUGUCCUCUCAAGGGAGAAACACUGCUGAGCACCUGAAUGGGAACUUUUCAUCCAUUUUCAACGGUCAAGGGCAGCAGGAAGCUCGUCACU